Anopheles bellator is the source of this 1684-nucleotide messenger RNA. It is a transcript of the gene Cdk5, whose product is annotated as cyclin-dependent kinase 5 homolog. The transcript is spliced from 2 exons. Gene Ontology annotation, molecular function: ATP binding; cyclin-dependent protein serine/threonine kinase activity. NCBI's taxonomy places the organism in Eukaryota, Metazoa, Arthropoda, Insecta, Diptera, Culicidae. Gene Ontology annotation, biological process: neuron apoptotic process; axonogenesis; protein phosphorylation. Gene Ontology annotation, cellular component: cytoplasm; nucleus. The record is from RefSeq and is a predicted model, not a curated record. The coding region runs from base 1 to 870 and encodes 289 amino acids.
AUGCAAAAGUACGAAAAGCUGGAAAAAAUAGGUGAAGGCACGUACGGAACGGUGUUUAAGGGGAAAAAUCGUGACACGCUCGAGAUUGUCGCUCUGAAACGCGUUCGGUUGGACGAGGACGAUGAAGGUGUGCCAAGUUCGGCUUUGCGCGAAAUCUGCCUUCUGAAGGAACUAAAACACAAAAACAUUGUCCGGCUGUACGACGUCCUUCAUUCGGAUAAAAAGCUAACACUCGUGUUCGAGCACUGCGACCAGGAUCUGAAGAAGUAUUUCGACAGUCUGAAUGGCGAGAUUGAUCCGGAUGUGGUAAAAAGUUUUAUGUAUCAGCUGCUACGUGGCCUCGCCUUCUGCCACAGUCACAACGUGCUACACCGGGAUCUGAAACCACAAAAUUUGCUGAUCAACAAAAAUGGCGAGUUAAAGCUGGCCGAUUUCGGGUUGGCUCGUGCUUUCGGUAUUCCUGUCAAGUGUUACUCGGCGGAAGUCGUUACACUGUGGUACCGGCCACCGGAUGUCCUCUUCGGUGCCAAGCUGUACACUACCAGCAUCGACAUGUGGUCGGCGGGAUGCAUAUUUGCUGAACUGGCCAAUGCUGGAAGACCACUGUUUCCCGGUUCCGAUGUGGACGAUCAGCUGAAGCGAAUAUUCAAACUGCUAGGAACACCGACCGAGGACAGUUGGCCCGGGAUAACGCAGCUAUCGGACUACAAACCCUUCCCACUGUACCCUCCGACAACCUCCUGGAGCCAAGUUGUGCCGCGGCUUAACUCCAAAGGGCGUGAUUUGCUUCAAAAGCUUCUCGUGUGUCGCCCGCUACUGAGACUGAGCGCUGAACAGGCUAUGUCCCACCCGUACUUUACCGAGAACUGAAAGCGGUUCUAGCAUUUCAAGGCGCUACUGACGACCAAGCCGACGUUACAAUCUUUGGCAUCGUCAUCGUCGUCGGGGUCGGCUUUUGAUAGGCCGUCAAUGCCGGGAACCAAACAAGAAGAUAUCGGUGCGGUGUCGGUGUCUGCCGCCGCGACAGACGCAACCCCAAGCCAAGGUCAAGAACAGUCUUUUAAGACGCCACUGGAACCAAUCCGCGAGUAACAACGACUCCACAAUAACUCAUAUUUUCUAGUCGUAAAGUGAUUUUUCGGAUAGAUUCAUAUUUAGCGCUCGCGCUGAAAGAGAUUAAAGAGGUAAACAUUUGAAGUGAUUGUCGUGAGAAGAUAGUAGAGUGAAUACCGUCGUUUUAACGUUUUCCUUAUCUUAAACUGCCCCUAGCGAAGGUUUUGAAGAAGAUGCUAUUAGGUGGAAAAGAUGUAUUUCUUCCCAAACCUUGAUACCACUAGCGAGUCUCGGUCAUUCCCUCGGUGAAAUGAUGAACGCAUUUGCCGUUCUGUAGUUCCUUUGGUUUUGAUUAGCUGGAGAACUGCGGUCACUAUGAGCCAUUUCAGGAUCUGUGUUAGUUUAAUAACGGGCAAGUGCAGCCACUGAAAGCCAUUUGUAUGUAAGAAUGAAAAGAAAAAAUAAAGUAACUCUUAGCAUCACUAGCAGGCAGGACAACUAUUGGAAUUGGUGUGGGACUACAUUGGAGAGAUGGAUCAAUAUCAAAGAUCAUUAUACGCUUGUUUUCUUAUGACUGUAGUGGCUAAAACGCAUUUAUUUCUCCGAUUUUUACAUCACACAUAAAAUUACA